AUGUCUGCCGCCGAGGGCGAUGUGGCCUCACGCCUGUGGUCCGUAGUGCAGGAACUCUCUGCACAAAUAUCCUCGAAUAAGGAGGAGAUGGAGAGCCUACGCGAACAGCUUCAUUCGCUGCAAGGACAAGCGGUCCAUGAGCGGACAGGCUUUGCCUUGCGGCGCUUCAAUGUCGACCUAUCGCAGGAGGAGUUUUUGUCGCAAAUUGAACGGCUCAAUACUCAAUUGGCUACAGAAAAUACAAAACUUGCUCACGAAACCAAGCAGCUGGGUAUGUUAUUGCGCGAAUAUGAGACUACGCUGGAGACUGUCAUGGGCAAAUUCCGAGCGUUUUCCUAUGCAGCACAACAGCAUAGCCUCGACUUAACCGCGUACUAUGAGAACCGUCUUAAUCAGAUGAAAUCAGAACGAGAUACGCAUGCUGCCAAAGACGACAAAGUUCUUCACGAUAUUUGUGCGAAUCUUGGCUCGCUAGUUCGAAGCGCUAUGAUGUCAUUGGAUGGCGACGAAUCACCUCAGGAUGUGCUGGAGACCAAGACGGAGCUUGAGAGGCUACGUCAAGAAAACGAUAUUUUGCGUUCUAUGCUAGGUAUAGAGCAUGACCACCCCACAUCUGAACAUGACGAUGACCGCCUGAGUUUAACGAACCUGUCUGUGGCUCGGACGCACGUGGCGAACGCAGUCGACGCCAACGUAACGGCGGCCGCGCCAGUGGAUGCGAUUGAUGCUGGUGUACCAGCCAAUGAUACAGCAGUGGCAUAA
Messenger RNA from Malassezia pachydermatis, 762 nucleotides. RefSeq lists its product as hypothetical. Bases 1 to 762 code for a protein of 253 amino acids. Lineage: Eukaryota; Fungi; Basidiomycota; Malasseziomycetes; Malasseziales; Malasseziaceae. The record is from RefSeq and is a predicted model, not a curated record. The transcript has a single exon.